AUGGCUCCCAUCAUUGAAUACAUGAAGAAGAAUGGGUUUGAAUGGUCCACAACAGCCUCUAAAGCAUUUAAGGAGAUUAAAAAGAGGUUAUGUGAAACCCCCAUCUUAGCCUUACCUGACUUUGAUAAAGUAUUUGAAAUAGAGUGUGAUGGGAAACAGGUAAUGUCCGUAUUGGAUUUUGCAGCAGAAGUCAUAUCAAGAAGUAUCAAGAUCUUAGCAGUUACAGGAACUAUUGGAAAAUCAACUGUUGUCACCUUUGUUGGGCAGAUGCUUAAUCAUCGUGGCAUUGAGGCAUUUGUGGGGGGCAACCUCUUAAAACCUCUUUCCGAGGCUGCUUUGCAAUGCUUCACAUUGCCUUCUUCAAAACCCAGGUUUCAGGUGGUGGUGGGGGUUAGCAGUUAUCAAAUUGAAAUUCCCAACAAGUAUUUCUGCCCUUCCGUUAGUGUGAUAUUAAACCUAACCCCUGAUCAUCUAGAAAGGCACAAGACAAUGAGGAAUUAUGCACUGACUAAGUGCCGUUUACUUUCUCACAUGACAAACACCAAGUUGGGACUUCUUCCUUUGGGAAACCAACACUUAAAUGAAGCGAUUAAUGGACAUGAAUUUAAUCUUGCUUGGGUAGGAGCCUUCCCUGGUGUGAAAACAGUGCACAAGGAUAUCCAUGGAGUGACAUGGGUAGAUGACAGCAAGGCAACAAAUGUUGAGGCAGCAUAUGUCUUGUCUGGACAAGACUCCAAUGGUUUUGAACAAUUGGUGGAACCACUGAAUAACCAUAGACGUGUAAUUACAUGCGGAUCUUCAGGACCGAUGAUUCACAAGACACUGCUUGAUAAUGGUCUUAGCAUACCCUGGAUUGGAGUUGCAAAUCUGGAGGAUGUUGCUGCGGCACAGAGGGAUGGCUUUUCAGGACCUGGCCUUCUCAUCCUGAUUUUGGGAUCCCACAAUGUUGCAAUUGGGCAAUGUCUUGGGCUCGCCUGUGAGGGGCUAUGA
Molecule: messenger RNA, 990 nt
Organism: Mangifera indica (mango)
Lineage: Eukaryota; Viridiplantae; Streptophyta; Magnoliopsida; Sapindales; Anacardiaceae
Product: UDP-N-acetylmuramoylalanine--D-glutamate ligase-like
Exons: 10
Coding region: 1-990 (329 amino acids)
Biological process (GO): cell division; biosynthetic process; regulation of cell shape
Cellular component (GO): cytoplasm
Molecular function (GO): UDP-N-acetylmuramoylalanine-D-glutamate ligase activity; ATP binding
Source: RefSeq, a predicted model, not a curated record